Messenger RNA from Corylus avellana, 1301 nucleotides. RefSeq names its product adenosine kinase 2 (gene ADK2). The record is from RefSeq and is a predicted model, not a curated record. Gene Ontology annotation, molecular function: adenosine kinase activity. Gene Ontology annotation, cellular component: nucleus; cytosol. Gene Ontology annotation, biological process: purine ribonucleoside salvage; purine nucleobase metabolic process. Lineage: Eukaryota; Viridiplantae; Streptophyta; Magnoliopsida; Fagales; Betulaceae.
CACCACAACAAUAAACUUGCCUAUUUAGCUUCCCGUAGAUCUGCAUCUGGUAACCUAACUCCUCCCCUCUCUUGGCGCCCAUUCUGCUCCUCCAUUCAGCUCUCAUUUCCAACUACCAAUGGCGAGCGAAGGCAUUCUCCUGGGGAUGGGUAACCCACUCCUCGACAUCUCUUCCGUCGUCGACGACGAGUUCUUGCAAAAGUAUGAUCUGAAGUUGAACAAUGCAAUCCUUGCAGAGGAAAAGCACUUACCAAUGUAUGAUGAAAUGGCUAAAAAGUACAACAAUGUGGAGUACAUUGCUGGAGGUGCUACUCAAAAUUCAAUCAGAGUUGCCCAGUGGAUGCUUCAAAUUCCUGGUGCAACAAGUUAUAUGGGUUGCAUUGGGAAGGACAAGUUUGGGGAUGAGAUGAAGAAGAACUCAAAACUUGCUGGUGUUAAUGUUCACUAUUAUGAGGAUGAAUCUGCACCAACAGGAACUUGUGCUGUUUGUGUUGUGGGUGGUGAAAGGUCGCUUGUUGCUAACUUGUCUGCUGCAAAUUGCUACAAAUCAGAACAUUUAAAGAGGCCGGAGAACUGGGCAUUGGUUGAGAAGGCUAAGUACUUCUAUAUUGCUGGGUUUUUCCUCACUGUAUCCCCAGACUCCAUACAGCUUGUUGCUGAACAUGCAGCUGCAAAUGACAAGAUCUUCAUGAUGAACCUUUCUGCUCCAUUUAUCUGUGAGUUCUUCAAGGAUGCACAGGAUAAAGUUUUGCCGUAUAUGGACUUUGUUUUUGGAAAUGAGACAGAAGCAAGAACCUUCUCAAAAGUUCAUGGUUGGGAGACUGAUAAUGUAGAGGAGAUAGCACUAAAAAUCUCCCGGUUGCCCAAAGCGUCAGGAACACACAAGAGGAUAACUGUUAUUACUCAGGGUGCUGAUCCUGUAGUUGUUGCUGAGGACGGGAAAGUGAAGAAGUUCCCUGUGAUACGAUUACCUAAAGAAAAACUUGUUGAUACAAAUGGAGCAGGGGAUGCAUUUGUUGGAGGAUUUUUAUCACAGUUGGUUCAAGAGAAAUCCAUUGAAGACUCUGUGAGAGCUGGCUGUUAUGCAGCUAAUGUUAUCAUUCAGAGGUCUGGCUGCACGUUCCCAGAGAAGCCUGAUUAUAAUUAAGCCAUUCAUUAUUUCCCCUGCGGUCCAUGGCAUUAUUUUAGAUUUUGGGUGUUGAGAAUCAUAUUAUUGUUUGAUAUUUGAAUUUUGAGGAUUAUUAAAAAUAACAUCAAUGCAUAAAUGGCCUCAAGGACCCAGCUAUCCAGUACGGAAAUUU